Messenger RNA from Fusarium subglutinans, 1233 nucleotides. RefSeq lists its product as uncharacterized. The transcript has a single exon. The coding region runs from base 1 to 1233 and encodes 410 amino acids. The record is from RefSeq and is a predicted model, not a curated record. NCBI's taxonomy places the organism in Eukaryota, Fungi, Ascomycota, Sordariomycetes, Hypocreales, Nectriaceae.
AUGUCUUCGGCUACCUUCCACCCGUUUCCGCGCCUCCCAACUGAACUCCAACUCCAGAUUUGGAAAGAGGCAUGUGCUUUGUCUGUCAUCCCUGGACGUGAUUCUUUUGAGCAGGGCGGGUUGCACUAUGUCAACGUUGACACAGUCAAGGUCGGUGGGAGAAAUCGACUUGCCCUUAGGGUCCUCGACAAAAUACAGGAUCCCAACGGCGAUGAGCAAACCCCUAACAACAAUCGCUCAGCCCACAUGUGGGAUGGCGGCCUCUGGUGGGCUUGCAAGCUCUCUAGCGAAUUCAUCACCGAAAAGACAAAUUCCAAGUGGCUUCGGCUUCCUGACUACAGUCAGGACUGUUUUGGACGUCCUGCAACCCUCACAAGUCGAAACAUCGACGAAGGACGAGGGUACAAGGUUUUCCCACGGCGAGACAUAUUCUGCAUCAGGACAACAGACUGGAAAUCCUUGCCGCAGCACUUCGAAGAUUGCGAAACCGGUCUCCCAUCUUUUGAUCAUCUCUCCUCUUCUAUCGUUCUGAACUGCACACUUGCUAUUGAGUUUGAUUCCAGUUGGAUCGUUGAUCUCCCCGAGACACUGGAAGAACUAAAAGCCGAAAACUCAGCUCGUGGUCUCGUGGCAACAUGGAUGGAGAGCGUAGCCAGCGGGUGGGUCAAAACGCCUCGGCUCUGUCUAAUAGACAAGGGCACACUUUUCGUUACAAAGGGACGCAACUACGCCAAUAUCUAUCACGACUGCGACGGCGAGUACGUCGAUAUGCGUUUCGAGUGGUGCAAUGAUGCCAUCUCUACAUUUAUAGAGGCUUUAGAUAACUUCCUCCCCUACGAGAACUAUGGUGACCUAUACGAGAAGAACAACCCCAACAGUUGGGUCGAAGAUCUCCAUAUGUGGAACGACUUCUUCGUCUUCCAGGAGAUCCGGGUCCUCGCGCGUCAUAAACACGCAGAUCAUGAAGAAGUAAGCUGGACAGCGGUCUGCAACGACCUCUCUGACGAUCAUGAAAGGGGCUCGGAAAAGGCUUUAUCAGCUUAUGGUAGGGUUUACGACCUGGAGUAUGAUGAUGAUGUCGGAUACUGCGUUGGAAGUUUUGGAAAUUCCAACAAUUGGUUUUCUUUCGAGAUCGAUGGAAACGGGAUGGACGGCGAAAGAGAACGCGUGGAGUACAUCAAGUACUUGAAGUUGGACUUGGAAAAAAUGGAAACGGAAGUACGUGAUGAGUAG